GGCGGCGAAGGAGGAGGAGGAGGAAGCGGAGCGGAUCCGACGCGAUGGAGGCGAUCCCGGUGCCCGCGGCCUCUCCCGCCGCCCUGGUGCCGGUUGCCGCCGCGGGCCCCGUCGUSGUGACGGGGAAGGAGGUGGUGUCGCCGGCCCCGAAGCAGCCSAAGAAGAUCUUGGAUGAGGAGGCGUAUAUCGAGAGCUUGGAGAAAAUCAUCCAGCGAGACUUUUUUCCCGACGUGGAGAAGUUGCGAGCACAGAAGGACUAUCUGGAGGCUGAAGAAAAUGGUGACUUGGAGAAAAUGAGACAAAUUGCUAUCAAGUUUGGCUCUUCCUUGAAUAAAUCAUCGAGGGACACACCUGCACCAUAUGUUACCCCAGCCACGUUUGAAACCCCYGAAGUGCAUCUAGGUGGCCUUCCAGUGGGGGGAAAUAAAUCCAAAGCUGGCAUCAAAACUGCAGAGGAAGGAGAAGCAGAAAAAGAUGAUAAAGAUGCACUUCCCAGUCUGGACACRUUCUUGGCAAAGCACACGAGUGAAGAUAAUGCUUCCUUUGAGCAGAUCAUGGAGGUGGCCAAAGAGAAGGAGAAAGUCAAGCAUGCCUGGCUGUACAGUGCAGAGGAGGAGUACGCCCGGCGACAAAAUGAAAACUUGGCACUGCCUUCAGCAGAGCAGCAAGCUCUGGAGAAUGUAAAAGCUGGUCUGGAUACCUGGGAAUACACAGCUCGAAACACCCUCAUGUAUUAUCCUACAGGUGUACCUGAUGAGAGUGAUGUCUUUAAGAAGCCCAGGGAAGUUGUGCAUCGAAACACCCGUUUUGUGAAGGACCCUUUUAGCCAAGCUGUGAGCAAAUCACAGCUCCAACAAGCUGCAGCCCUCAAUGCUCAGUACAAACAGGGCAAAGUGGGACCAGAUGGGAAAGAACUGAUACCCCAAGACUCUCCAAAAGUUAAUGGAUAUGGAUUUGUGGCUACCCCYUCUCCUGCCCCAGGUGUGAAUGAGUCUCCUUUUAUGACAUGGGGUGAAAUUGAAAGCACCCCUUUGCGUCUGGAAGGGUCAGAAAGACCAUAUGUGGACAGAACACCUGGACCAGCUUUCAAGAUCCUGGAGCCCGGGCGCCGUGAGAGGUUAGGACUCAAGAUGGCCAAUGARGUGGCAGCUAAAAACCGAGCAAAGAAACAGGAGGCACUUCGAAAAGUGACAGAAAACCUGGCCAGCCUUACGCCUAAAGGACUGAGCCCAGCAAUGUCACCGGCUUUGCAAAGACUUGUAAACAGGACUGCGAGUAAAUACACCGACAAAGCCCUGCGAGCCAGCUACACUCCCUCCCCAGCCCACACAGGAACUCCUGGUUACAAAACUCCAGCCAGUGGGCCUCAAACCCCGCAGAGCACCCCGCAGUCUAGGACAGAAACUCACACACCAGUAUCUCAGGAUACUACCUCCAUCACGGACAAUUUACUGCAGCUUCCCAAAAGAAGAAAGGCWUCUGAUUUCUUCUGAACAUUGCAAUCCACCAUCAUGGUGGUGGUGAGCUGGCUGUGCUCAGUGAACCACACACUGGUUACUGGAAACUGGGAAAAUUGGGAUAAUUUCUUAAAGAUAU
This is a messenger RNA of Malurus melanocephalus (red-backed fairy wren), 1596 nucleotides long. It is a transcript of the gene ESS2, whose product is annotated as ess-2 splicing factor homolog. Bases 45 to 1493 code for a protein of 482 amino acids. The record is from RefSeq and is a predicted model, not a curated record. Lineage: Eukaryota; Metazoa; Chordata; Aves; Passeriformes; Maluridae. Gene Ontology annotation, cellular component: catalytic step 2 spliceosome. The transcript is spliced from 10 exons.